AUGGAUCCCGCCACCCACACCGACGACGAUGUCAAGGGCUCGUCCCCGGCGAGUGAAGCCGCCUCCGUCCUUCCCGGCCAAGUAGAUGGCGUCCUGGAAGUCGCGCGCGAGAACAAACGGCAGAUUGGCGUCACCUCGGCCUCUCUCCUCAUCCUCAACCGCAUCAUCGGCACCGGCAUCUUCGCCACCCCGGGCACCAUCCUCGCCCUCUCCGGCAGCGUCGGCCUCUCCCUCCUGAUGUGGAUUGCCGGCGCCGUCAUCGCCGCCGCCGGCACCGCCGUCUACAUGGAGCUCGGCACCGGCCUGCCCAAGAACGGCGGCGAGAAGAACUACCUCGAGUACGUCUACCGGAAGCCCAAGUUCCUCACCACGGGCCUGUACACGGGCUACGUCAUCCUCCUCGGCUGGGCCGCCGGCAACGCCGUCAUGUUCGGCGAGUACAUCCUCCACGCCGCCCGCGUCGAGGUCACCGAGUGGAACAAGCGCGGCAUCGCCCUCGCCUGCUUGACCACGGCCUUUCUCAUCCACGGCACCGCCCUGAAGUGGGGCAUCCGUCUGCAGAACGUGCUCGGCAUCCUCAAGAUCCUCGUCAUCGUCCUCAUCAUCAUCGCGCCGCUCGUCAACCUCCCCAAGGUGCGCGAGAUCGACGGCUUCAACGACGCCUUUGCCGGCACCACCGGCAGCGCCUACGGCGUCGUCACGGCCCUCUACAACGUCAUCUGGAGCUUCGUCGGCUACAGCAACGCCAACUACGCCCUGAGCGAGACGAGGAACCCCGCCCGCACCCUCAAGAUCGCCGCGCCCCUGGCCCUCGGCGGCAUCACCAUCCUCUACAUGCUCGCCAACGUCUCCUACUUUGCCGGCGUCUCGAGGGAGGAGAUCCUCGAGUCCAAGCGCCUCGUCGCCGCCUCUCUCUUCCGCAACAUGUUUGGAGAGUCGGCUGAGCGGGCCAUGUCCGUCUUCGUCGCCCUCUCGGCCUUUGGAAAUGUCCUGAGCGUCAUCUUCUCCCAGGGUCGUCUCGUCCAGGAGCUCGGUCGCGAGGGCAUCCUGCCCUUUUCCCGAUUCUGGGCCAGCAACCGGCCCUUCAACGCGCCCCUGGCCGGUCUUUUCGAGCACUACAUCGUCACCGUCAUCACCAUCGUCGCCCCUCCGGCUGGAGAUGCCUACAACUUUGUCCUCAACCUCAUCUCGUACCCGCUCGCCAUCAUCAACGUCUUCGUCGCCGGCGCUCUCAUACACCUGUACCGCCAUCGCGAUGCCUGGAACUGGAACCCGCCGCUCAAGGCCUCCCUCCCCGUCGCCGUCUUCUUCCUCCUCAGCAACGUCUAUCUCGUCGUCGCACCCUUUGUGCCCCCCGAGAAAGGCCAGAGCGUGUACGAGACGCUGCCGUACUGGAUCCACUGCGUCGUCGGCUUCGGCGUCAUCUUCGCCGGCGGCCUGUACUGGCUCGUCUGGGCCAAGAUCCUACCCAAGAUCUUCCGCUACGAGCUCGUUCGGGAGACGACGGUGGACGAGAUGGAUGGCUGGGAGCGCACCCAGUUUUAUACCCGUCCUCUGGGGACAAAGUCCGACGACGAGUCAGGCUCGGAAUAG
Molecule: messenger RNA, 1593 nt
Organism: Drechmeria coniospora
Lineage: Eukaryota; Fungi; Ascomycota; Sordariomycetes; Hypocreales; Ophiocordycipitaceae
Product: putative methionine permease
Exons: 3
Coding region: 1-1593 (530 amino acids)
Biological process (GO): amino acid transmembrane transport
Cellular component (GO): membrane
Molecular function (GO): L-amino acid transmembrane transporter activity
Source: RefSeq, a predicted model, not a curated record